This is a messenger RNA of Plasmodium yoelii, 5943 nucleotides long. RefSeq lists its product as uncharacterized. The transcript has a single exon. Bases 1 to 5943 code for a protein of 1980 amino acids. Lineage: Eukaryota; Apicomplexa; Aconoidasida; Haemosporida; Plasmodiidae. The record is from RefSeq and is a predicted model, not a curated record.
AUGAUUUUUAAUUUGAAAAAAAAUAAAAAAAAUGAAGAUGGGUCAACUAAGGAUAAUAGUAAGAUAAAUAAUACUACUAGCGGAAAUGAAAAAAAAGAAAAAAGUAAUAAAUGGUACAAUAAAAUUGUAAAUAAUUCAACAAAAAAAGAUAAAAAUAAUAAUGAUAAUAUAAUAUAUGAUGAUGAUGAUCAAGUUAGAGAAACUGGACAUAAUUUUAAGGAAUAUGAAUUAGAAGACCAAUUAAAAGAAACUCUAAAAUCAAUUACUGCAUUAUCUAUAAAAGUAAAGGAAUAUGAAAAUAAAAUAGAAGAAUUAGAAAAUGAAUUAAAAUUAGAAAAAGAAAAACAAAUUAAUAAAGAAUAUGAAAAAGAGUUAAAUGAAAAAUGUGAAUUUAUAAAAAGAGAAAUGGAAUUGUUAAAGGAAAAAGAAUUAAACAUAAAUAUAAAAGAAAAUAAAAUAAAUAAUAAAGAAAUAAUAACAUUAAAAAAAGAAGAAAAAUUAAAUGAUAUAGAAAAUGAAUAUAUUGAAAAAAAUAAAGAAAAAGAAAAAUUAAAUUAUGAAAUUACAAAUAUAAAAAUGUCUUUAGAUAAAUUGAGUUGUGAAAUUCAAGAAAAAAAAGAAAAUUUAGAAAAAAUAAAUAAAAAAGUUGUAGAAAAAGAAAAUAAUUUAAGAGAAUUAAAAGAAUUUAUGAAAGAAAAAAAUGAAAUUAUUGAAUCAUUAAAUAAGACAAUAGAUGAUAAAAAAAAUGCUUAUGAAAAAUUGGAAACAAAUUUUGAAGAAAAAAGAAAAAUGAUUGAAAUGUUGGAUAGUAAAUUAAUAGAAAAAGAAAAAAAAUUUGAGAUCAAAAAGGAGAAGCUUGAGAAGGAAAAUGAGGUAAUUAUGGAAAAGUUAAAAGAUAUUGAAAAUAAAGAAGAACAUUUUAAAAAUAAAGAAGAAAAAUUUAAAAAUAAAGAAGAAAAAUUUAUUAAUUUAGAAAAUGAAUUGAAUAAACUUAAAAGUGAUUUGUCAAAAAAUGCAUGUCAAAUGGAAAUAUACAAAAUGGAGAUAAAAGAUUUGAGCCAAUCGUUAGUUGAAAAGGAAAGAGAAAUAUUUGAAAUAAAAAAUGAGUAUGAUGAUAAAAUAAAUAAUAUGAAAAAUAAAUUGUCUAAUUUUAACAAUGAUGAUAAUGAUGAUAAUACAGUAAAGUGUUCUGAAGAAAUUAUAAAUAAAAAAAUAGAAGAAGCAGUAAAUAAAUUAAUAAAAGAAAAAGAAAUGGAAUUAAAUGAGAUACAUAAAAAAUAUAAUCUUGAAAUUGAAAAAAUAAAAAAUGAAAUAAAUGAAAAAGAAAAAGAGUUAGAACAAAAUAAAAAAAAACACAAUAUUGAAAUAAAUGAUUUGACAAAAGAAAUACAAAUAAGAGAAAAAAAAAUAGAAGAUGUUAAAGAAGAAUAUAAAAUUGAAUUAAGCAAAUUAGACAGCGAAAAGAAUAAUAUAAAAAUUGAAAAUAACGAAUUAAAUAAUGAAGUGAAUUCACUAAAUAAUGAAGUGAAUUCACUGAAUAAUGAAGUAAAUUCACUGAAUAAUGAAAUAAAUUCACUAAAUAAUGACAAACAAACAUUAAGUAAAAAUAAUAAAUUAUUAAAUGACCUUAUUAAUAAUUUAAAAAAUGAAAUAAAUAAUUCAGACAAUAAAAUGAAUAAAAUGAAAGAAGAUAUAAUUAUGUUAAAUGAAGAAUUAGAAGGUAAAUGUGUUGUAAUUGAUGAAAUUGAAAAAAAAUAUAAAAAUGAAAUAUUUAUUUUUGAAAAAAAAUUAAAAGAAAAAGAAAAUUAUGAUGAUUUAAAUGAUGAAAUAAAUAUCUUAAGAAAUGACAUAUCUGUUAAAGAAAAAGAAUUUAUUGAAAUGAAAGAAUUUUAUGAAAAUAAGAUAAAUUUAUAUAAUAAAAAUUUUGAAGAAAAAACAAAAUAUUAUGAAAAUGAGUUAAACAUUUUACGUUUAAAAUAUAAUAAUGAACAAGAUUUGAUUAAACAAAUAGAUGAAUUAAAUAUACAAAAAUUAAAAACAGAAGAAAAAUAUUUACAGUUAUAUGACGAUAAUAUUAAGAUGUUUAAGUCGAUUUGUGCCAAAAUAAAUACCACAUAUUCUGAAAACAUCAAAGGUUCUGAUCUUGUAAAUUUUGUGGAAGCAUAUAUAAAGCACAGAGACGAAUCUCGGUUCGAUGCAAAUUCAGAAAGCGGCAUCAAAGAGGUGGUGGCCGAAUUGGAAGAGAAGCAUAGAGAAGAGGUGAGUAGAAUAAGAGAGGAACAUAAAAAAGAGGUGGUUAGAAUAGGAGAGGAGCAUAAAGAGGAGGUGGUUAGAAUAGGAGAGGAGCAUAAAGAGGAGGUGGUUAAAAUAGGAGAGCAGCACAGAGAAGAAUUGGGUGAAAAAGAAGAGGAGCAUAAAAAAGAGGUGGCUAAAAUAGGAGAGCAGCAUAAAGAGGAGAUGGUUAGAAUAAGAGAGGAGCAUAAAAAAGAGGUGAGUAGAAUAAGAGAGGAACAUAAAAAAGAGAUGGCCGAAUUGGAAGACGGGCGUACAGAUGUUGUGGCCGUGUUAGAAGAGGAACAUAAAAAAGAGGUGGUUAGAAUAGGAGAGGAGCAUAAAAAAGAGGUGAGUAAAAUAGAAGAGGAGCAUAAAAAAGAGGUGAGUAGAAUAAGAGAGGAGCAUAAAAAAGAGAUGUCCGAAUUGGAAAAAAAGCAUGCAGAUGUUGUGGCCGAGUUAGAAGAGCAACAUAAAGAAGAGGUGGUUAAAAUAGGAGAGGAGCAUAGAGAGGAGGUGAGCAAAAUAGAAGAGGAGCAUAAAAAAGAGGUGAGUAGAAUAAGAGAGGAGCAUAAAAAAGAGGUGAACAUGUUAGAAAAAAGACAUGCAGCUGUUAUGACCGAGUUAGAGGAACAUAAAAAAGAGAUGUCCGAAUUGGAAAAAAAUAGUGCAGAUGUUGUGACCGAAUUAGAAGAGAAGCAUAGAGAAGAACUGGGCAAAAUGGGAGAGCAGCACAUAGAGGAGAUGGGUAAAAUAGAAGAGAAGCAUAGAGAAGAAGUGAGUAGAAUAGAAGAGCAGCAUAAAGAAGAGGUAGCCGAAUUGGAAAAAAAACAUACAGAUGUUGUGGUUAUGUUAGAAGAGCAGCAUAAAGAAGAGGUGAACGUGUUAGAAAAAAGACAUGCAGAUGUUGUGGUUGUGUUAGAAGAGAAGCAUAGAGAGGAGGUGAGUAAAAUGGGAGAGCAGCAUAAAGAGGAGGUGGCCGAGCUUGAAAAAAAUAAUGCAAGUUUGUUAGAUGUAAUAGAAGAAAACCAUAAGAGUGAGGUGAGCAGAUUGAAAGAGGAACAUAAAGAAUCUACAAGAGAGUUAGUAGAAACAUUAUCGCAAAAAAAUGAAGAAAUACAAAAUUCAAAUAAUAAAAUUGAGGAACUAACAAAUGUAAUAAAAGAUUUAAAUGAUUCUAUAAUGUGUUAUAAAAAAAAGAUAUCAGAAGAUGUGGAAAAAAGAAAUGAAUAUAAUGAAGAAAUACAAAAAUUAAAUAAAAGACUAAAUGAAAUGAAAGAUAAAAGUGAUAAGGAAAUAAUAAAAAAGGAAGAUGAAAUAAAAAAAUUAAAUAAAAAAAUUUCAAAUUAUAAAAUUUUUGAAAUAAAAGAAAAUACAUAUAAAAAUUCUAAAAUGUUAAUUAAUGAAAAUAAAGAAGAAAUUAUAGUAGACAAUAUAUGUAAAGAAAAAAUAUCUGAAUCAGAUAUUGAAGGAAAAGGAAAAAAUUUAAAAAUGAUUUUAUCAUUAAAAAAAAAAGAAAGAAGUGUAUUUUCGGUAAGUGACAAUAAAAAUGAAAAUAAUGAAUUAGUUGAUAUUGUAAGAAAUACAUAUAUUAAUAAAAUCGAAGUGUAUAAAAAAGAAAUAAAGGAUAAUAAUAAAAAUAUGGAAGAUUUGAAAAAUAAAAUAAUAGAUUUGAGUAAUGAAUUGGCUAAUUUAAAAAAUGUAAAAAAUGUACUAACUGAAGAAAAUGAUAAUUUAAGGAAAGAAAUGGAAAUGAAACAAAAUAAAGUUAAUGAGAAUGAUGAAAUUUUAAAUCUUAAUGAUGAUAUUAUAAAAUUGACAAAAGAAAUUUCCGAAUGGAAAGAAAAAAAUAUAAAAUUAGAAAACGAUAUAGAACAAAUUAACAAAGAAUAUAAAAUAAAGGAAGAAAAUCUUAUGAUAAAAAUUAAUGAAAGUAUAAAUGAAGUUAAUAAUUUAAAAAAUCAAAUAGAAAUUGAAAAAAAAAAAAAAGAAAAUUUGAACACAUCAAAUGUUAAUAAUAAAAUAGUGGAAAAUAAUAUCUUAGAAAAUGGAAAUUUGAAACAAAAUAAUUCAAAUAAAGAAAUUGAAGAUAAGACAGGUAAUGAUGAUGAUAAUGAUGAUGAUGAUAAUGAUGAUGAUAAUGAUAAUGAUAAUAAUAAUGAUAAUAAUGAUAAUGAUAAUAAUGAUAAUAGUGAGGAAGACAAUCCUUAUAGUAAAGAAAUUUUAUAUCUAAAAGAUGAAAUAAAAAAGAUUAGUAUAUUAUAUGGUGAAGAAUUAAAUAAAAAUAAUAAUUAUGAUGAAAAAAUAAAAAAUUUAACUAACGAAUUGAAUGAAUUAAAAAUAAAAAAUAAAAAAGGUGAAGAAGCAAUUGUUAAGUUAAAUAAAAUAGAAAAUAUUAAAAAAAAUAAUAAAAAUGUAAAACAAGAUAAUGAAUUAUUAAAUAGUAACAUUAUUUUAAAAAAAGGAGAUAAAGAUACAGAUUAUAUAUGUGACUAUGAUGAAAUGAAAAAAAAAUGUCAAGAAGAAUUAUUUUUAAAAUUAAAAGAUAAAGCAUAUUUAUUAGAUAAUAUUAAUAAUUUAGAAAAAAAUAAUUUUAGAGUAAUGAAUAUUAUAAAAGAAAAUAAUAAUAUAUAUAAUGAUAAAAUUGUAGGAAUAUAUAAUUUUUUUAAAAAUUGUGAAAAAGAGAUAAAAAAUGAUAUGUUAGUUAUUUGUUUAGUUUUAAAAGAUAUUUUAAGUGUAUUAUUUUUAAAUGAUAAUUUUGUAAAUUUUUUUGAAAAAAUUGAUAAAAUAUUGUGGAAACAAAUGUAUAUACCAAAAGAAAUAAAAAUAUUAUUAUUACAAUAUUUUAGCUUUUUAGACAAAUUAAGAAAUUAUGUAAAAUGUGUAAAUAUAAAAUAUAAGAAUAAUGAAAGAUAUGAAGAGUCUUGGGCUUUAUUUCAAACUUAUUUAGAAACAGGUAAUAAUUUAAAAAAAGAAAUGAUCUAUUUUGUUUUGGAAAAAGCAGAAAAUGAUUAUUGUGAAAAUAGUAAUGCCAGUUUUAAUAAAGAAAAAAUAACAGAUAUAUUAAAUUUUUCAAAAGAUAGUAUUAGACUUAAAACAAUUGCACAAUUACGAAAAGAAUUAAAAUUUGAAAGAGAAGCAAAAAAUAUCUUGAAUUAUGAUUAUCAUUUUAUUUUAAAUAAAUAUCAUGAGUGUUUGAGAAAAUUAAAAAUUGUGAAAAAUAUGGCAAAGGAAUUAGAUUUUAGUUAUAAUGUAAAUGGUAAAUUUUCUAUUAAAAAAGAGUUGGAAAUAUAUUCAAAUGAAAAUAAUGAAUUUGAAUAUGAUAAGAUAAAAAAUAAUGAAGAAAAAAAUGAUAACAUUAAGGAUUCUAAAGAGAAUAAUUUAAUUCAAAAAAUAAUUAAUUUACAAAAAAAUAAAAAAAUUGAAAAAAAAAAUAAUAAUUUUGGAAAUGAAAUAAAUACUAUGUAUCCUGGUGAUACUAUCUCAAAGGGAAAAAAUUUCAUCACAAAUAAUAAUUCGAAACAAAAUGAAAAACUUAAAAAAAAAGAAAAUAUUAUUAAUAAUAACAUAAUUCACAAUAAUGUUUAUCCAGAUCAAAUUAAAAAUAUUUUUAACGAAACUGUAGAAAGGAAAGUUAAGAUAAGUUUUGUUCACAAAAGUCCAUUUAGCUGA